UUGACAGUUGUUGUGUAUCAGAAGUUGAUCAAAACAAGAAUAGAAAAUUCUUUUUUAUUAGUUUUUUGGGUAUUCUAUUAAUGAGAAUAAUAAGUGUACAUUUUUCACAAAUCUAAAUGGCCGAUUAUUUCUAUAAAUUGAGGGAGAGAGGUCGAAUGUUAGAUGAAGGAAUUAAUAAUAUGAGUAAAAUUUGGAGUGCUCCGCAUAUUCAUGUUGGCGGGCAUCUAAGAUAUAGUGUUAAUGAUAAAAAUGAAGAAAAUUUAGAAGAGACUGCAAAGGCAAAUACAGAAACUGAAAAUUUGUUUAAAUUCGUCUCUGAAUCACAUAAAAAUAUGCAAAAAGAUAUGAGAGAAAGUGAAAAAAAUUUGGAAGAAAUGCAAAAAUUUAUAAAUGAUUCCAAAAGUGUAUGCGAUGAUUUAAUACAGCAAUGUUCGGAUAUCGAGACACUUUUUGUCGAAAAUGGAUAUGUUCCCCUAAAAGAGGAGGAGGAGGAGGAAAAUUCAAGCAGCCCCAAGAGUGAACCUACAACGAAUUUUGAAAAUUCCUACGUAUCAUCAACACCAUAUAAUCCAUGGAAAUCUAAAUUGAAAACAUUUGAUGCAUCAACGCCAACGGAAAUGAAAGUUAAAAAAGAAUUUAUCGAAGAUAUUCAAACACCUCUGGCACAAAAACUUCUCACAAGUUCAAUAUUAUCCAGACAAGUUAGACCAAGUCCGAGAGAACCAAUUUUAUCUCGAUAUUUUAAAGAGUUGUAAAUAAUUUAUAAUUUGUAAUUUAAUAUUCGAUAAUUUAGGGCCAAAAAUGCGAUAUUGUAAAUAACAGAAGAAUCUCAUUUUCUAUGUAAUUUCAUUUUAUGAUCGUAUAGUAGAUAUUAAUUUCUAAUAUGCAGAGAAAAUUAAUUUCUAUUUAUGUA
Messenger RNA from Leptopilina heterotoma, 913 nucleotides. RefSeq lists its product as uncharacterized. NCBI's taxonomy places the organism in Eukaryota, Metazoa, Arthropoda, Insecta, Hymenoptera, Figitidae. Bases 117 to 755 code for a protein of 212 amino acids. The transcript has 3 exons. The record is from RefSeq and is a predicted model, not a curated record.